GACGGCUACGUGAAGUUUGAGGAAUGCUGGAGAGGCUUUAAGCUCCUUCGCCAGGACGUUUGCCAAAAGGCGGUCCGGACGAUCUUCCAACGUCUGGAAUCUGGUUGCGGCGGCGUCUCCCGUGCCGACUGCAAGCUUAUCUUCAACAUGCAGAAGUCCAGCUUGCGUUCAUUGGUGGACUUCGAGCAGAUGCAAUUGAGGGCAGCUGCUGGACCUGAGGACACAGAGUUCGAUUCCGAAUGCACCAAAGUCUACGAGUCCCUCGAGUCCGUGUAUGGCAAGAGGCUGCUUCAUCAUGCGGCGUCCGUGGCCGAGAGACUUGAGCUAGCGAAGACGCAGAACAUCUCGAUGCAACUCUACGAAAGCCGGAUUGCGUCCCUUCAGCGAGCAGUGGCCUUCUUUGUGAUGUUCCAUGAGAUGGCUGCAGCAGUUGCUGACUUUUGGUCUUUCGUGAGCUUUGGCUUUCUGGGCUACCGGAUCGACCGAACCCAGUCGAUCAUGCGCGUUGCCACGACGGCUUCGCCGGUGAGCGGAGCAGACGUGCGGCACAUGCUAAUCGAGCUGCGCAUUCAGGGCAGGUUGGCACGGAUGAAGGUCUUGCUGAGAACUGCAAUCCGCAACUGGCGGCGUCGGAAGAGUCUCCGCAUGCAGUUCGAGCGAGUGUACGAGCUUGGUUAUUCCACAAAGCAGCCUUUUUUCAAGAGUCCUCCUCAGAAUGGUGUACUUUCUGCUGCUGCUCCCCGCAACAGCCGGGCUUGCAGCCAGUUCGCACAGACCCCUGUACAGCCUGUGCCUGUGCACCCAGAAUUGAGUUCCGGAGUCCGCGUGCACGACAUUUAA
Symbiodinium necroappetens is the source of this 840-nucleotide messenger RNA. Lineage: Eukaryota; Dinophyceae; Suessiales; Symbiodiniaceae. The record is from the annotation of a GenBank genome assembly.